AUGAUGAGCUCCUCCAGUAACAAGCAAGAAGGACCCAAGCUCUUCAGCUCGAGGAUCCUCUCAAGGGAUCGCUCGAACGUGACCAACGCGUCCUUCAGGGUAUACUACAGCCUGGGCGCCGGCACCGUGCCGUUCCUGUGGGAGUCCAAGCCAGGCACGCCCAAGAGCUCCGUCACCCCGGCCUCGGCCGCCGCCGCCAGGACCGUGCCGCCGAUCUCGCCGCCGCCUUCCUACCAGCAGUCGGUGUCCCAGUCCAAAGUUAAGAAGUUGAGGAAGAGCAGUCGCCUGGAAUCUGCGUUCCCGUCAGGCGACGCCUUGUCUGUUGAUGCAAGUGGACGAUCUCUUGGAGCCAUCGACCUCAGCACGCAGCUCCCUGCUCCUGCCCUCGGGGCACCACCAUUUGUGGUUGCCUUUGCGGAUGUCGUUGGUGUCAUCUUCCUCAAGACGACUGGUCGGCUCUACACUUUUGAUCUCAAGACUGGGCAGAGCAUUUUGAAGGUGGAUUAUCAUGCAGAGCUCAUUGACUUCCAACAUGAAAUGAUGCCUCUUAUCUACGUCAAGUUGUACAGUUAUGAUCUAGCAAAAUACUAUGAAAUUAAAAUGUUGAUAUUUAUCAUAUGCCAGCUAGAGAAUCUGUUACUCGAUGUUGCUGGAAACCUCAAUUUCAGAUUUCAGGUUAAGUGCUUUAUCAGACCAAGUGAAGGAUGUCUGCUUUUGAGGAUGACAACACGGCUUCCCUUUAUAAAAGAUCUCAGGAGCUCAGUUUACUUGUCCAUCUUGGUUUUCUGCUGGAGCAAAGAGGCUAAUCGACAGAAUUCUGGAUCGGUGGAUCCUAAUGAUUCCACUGAACAUCAUAUGAUAGAGGAAAUGGAAGGGCAACCAGCCCCGAUGAAUGCAUUGAAUUUAUUUCAAUGA
Miscanthus lutarioriparius is the source of this 915-nucleotide messenger RNA. NCBI's taxonomy places the organism in Eukaryota, Viridiplantae, Streptophyta, Magnoliopsida, Poales, Poaceae. The record is from the annotation of a GenBank genome assembly.